Molecule: messenger RNA, 450 nt
Organism: Phalaenopsis equestris
Lineage: Eukaryota; Viridiplantae; Streptophyta; Magnoliopsida; Asparagales; Orchidaceae
Product: probable glutathione S-transferase GSTU6
Exons: 1
Biological process (GO): glutathione metabolic process
Cellular component (GO): cytoplasm
Molecular function (GO): glutathione transferase activity
Source: RefSeq, a predicted model, not a curated record
GUAGAGAGUACAAUUAAAAAACAAUUAUUAUCAUUAUUAAAUCAGUACGAUUUCCCUUGCCAGUUAUCUUCUCCCGUUCGAGUGUUGCUCUGGAGCAAUGAUGAGGAAAGCAAGGCAGCGGCUAAGGAGCAGAUGUUCGCCGCACUGCUGCAGUUAGAAGACGCUUUAGCGAAGUGCAGUAAUGGGAAGAGCUUCUUCGGCGGCGACAUUAUGGGCUUGGUAGACAUCACGCUCGGUUCCUGCCUCCGUUGGCUGGAAGCAAUUGGAACUAUAGAGGGAAUAAACGUUCUGGACAAAACGAAGACCCCUCGGUUGGUUGAGUGGGCGGAGCUCUUCUGUUCCGGCGACCCCGCGAAGGAGGUGCUGCCGGAAGCCGAGAAAUUGGUAGAGUACUACAGGAAAGACUUUGUGGUUCGUCGUGUUGCUGCGGCUUCUGAUCCGCCCAAAUGA